CAACCUAAACACAGACAUCAAAAAGAAAUUCCUCAAAUCUUUUCUUUCCCACUCUCACUUCCUCUCUUCAACUCUACUCCUUUCCCAGUUCCCACCGUAAAUUACACAAACAAACAAACAAAAGAUGUGGGCAAGCGCCGAUGGUGGACCGCCGGAGGUGACACUAGAGACUUCCAUGGGCCCUUUCACCGUUGAGCUGUACUAUAAACAUGCACCAAGAACAUGCCGAAAUUUUUUGGAGCUUUCUCGUCGAGGAUAUUAUGACAACGUCAAAUUUCAUCGCAUUAUUAAAGAUUUUAUAGUGCAAGGAGGAGAUCCUACUGGAACUGGAAGAGGUGGUGAAUCCAUAUAUGGUAAACACUUCGAAGAUGAGAUAGAUUCAAAGCUGAAGCAUACUGGUGCUGGCAUUUUAUCCAUGGCAAAUGCAGGUCCUAAUACAAAUGGAAGCCAGUUCUUUAUAUCUCUGGCACCCACCCCCUCUCUUGAUGGAAAGCACACAAUAUUUGGAAGGGUUUGUAAGGGAAUGGAGAUCAUUAAAAGGCUUGGUAGUGUCCAGACAGACAACACUGAUAGACCUAUUCAUGAUGUCAAGAUACUGAAGACAACAGUCAAGGAUUGAUCAUGGAAUCUAUCAACAAGGCAUCUCUGCUCACUGUAGUAAUUGUCUAACAUGUUGGUCAGUAAUGACUGAAACUCGAAUACAUGUCAUGAGUUUAUCAUACAAGUAAUCCUGACAACAUAUUACUCUGUUUGGUAUCUUCAAGAAAUACUUUGUUGUUUGAAUA
Messenger RNA from Beta vulgaris subsp. vulgaris (sugar beet), 785 nucleotides. Its product is annotated as peptidyl-prolyl cis-trans isomerase CYP18-2. Gene Ontology annotation, cellular component: catalytic step 2 spliceosome. The record is from RefSeq and is a predicted model, not a curated record. Gene Ontology annotation, biological process: protein peptidyl-prolyl isomerization; protein folding. NCBI's taxonomy places the organism in Eukaryota, Viridiplantae, Streptophyta, Magnoliopsida, Caryophyllales, Amaranthaceae. Bases 125 to 619 code for a protein of 164 amino acids. Gene Ontology annotation, molecular function: peptidyl-prolyl cis-trans isomerase activity. The transcript has 6 exons.